UUCAGGUUCAAACUGCCCAUAUGAUAAAAUAUUUCUCAUUUGUAAUAAAUCGAAUUAUUUGAUGGUACAAAGUAAACAAGAUUGUGCGGAAAAUCUGUAUUUAACAAUCCAAUACUGUGUACUUAGAUCAAUUUUUCUGAUAGAAGAAUGUAAAGAUAUCAACAAUGUAAUUGCGUUUUAAUCAAAAUGAAUUGAAGGAUGAUUGACAAUACAGGGAUUCUGUAUUAACGGAUGUGUUAAAAAAGUUGGAAUUAUCCAGAAAUAAUUACAAUCUAUUGACACUGGGAGGAUGAUUAUAUUUGAUACAUAUUGUAAGAGAAUGUGGCAGUGUGAGAGACAUAAUUGUUAAUCUGAUUCAGAACAAAACUAAGAGGUUUUAAAUUUUGAUAAACAUCAUGUUGAUUGAUAUUUGAUGUGAAAUAUUUCUGAAGCAUGAAGGAUACUAAUUGUGAAAUUUCUAGAUUUGAUGUUAAAGAUUUGGUAGAAUAAGUUGUUACCAUGUGAGGAGAGGGCAGUAUUAUACCCUUGGUUUGACAUGUAAACUCUAUCAUAUGUGGAAUGACAGAUCCUAUAGUGAAUGGUAAACAGACUGCUGGAUUAUCACCUCAGAGUAUAACAGAAGAAAAUAAUUUGAAAACUGAUUCUACUAUAUGUGAAGACACUCCACCCACUUCAGUGACAGAGACAUUGGUUACAUCCGAGAAUCCCUCAAAGCCAGUCACAGGAAAAAGGGAAGGGCGUAAAGUGCUGCCCCCUAUCCCUGACAGUGAGACAGAGGCUGAGAUGUCAGCCAGCGUUGUUAAUAAAAACAGCAUAAUGACCGGUGGUGGUGGUGGUGGAAAUGGCCAGUUUAAACUGGAAUAUAUUCUCAUGAAUGAAUAUAACAUGUUACACAAACAGAAACUACCAGGGAUAUAUGUGAUACCUUCAGCAUUGUCUCCCUUUAUAUGGAAUGGUGUGAUAUUUAUCCGACAAGGUCUCUACCAGGAAGCUGUGUUCAGAUUUAACCUCAACAUUCCUGAGAACUACCCAAAUGGUGAUUGCCCUAGAGUAUUCUUUGAGUUUCCAGUCUUCCAUCCAUUGGUUGAUCCUAAAACAUUUGAACUUGAUGUGAAAAGAGAAUUUAAAAAGUGGCGACGAAAUGCCAAUUUCCUGUGGCAGGUACUUUUGUAUGUAAGAAGAGUAUUCUUUAAAAUAGAUCCCAAGUGUCCUUUAAAUACAGAGGCAGCAGAAUUAUAUGAACACAGUAUGGAAGAGUUUAGAAAGAGGAUAGAAGAAUGUGUUAGCUCAAGUAAAGAAGUGCUUUAUAACCCAAUAGAAUCAAAUGAUGCUCAUAUGAUAAGAUUUUCACCAUGGGACAGUGGUAUACAUGAGGAGGCAAAGUCAGAUAUGCUAACUCGCAAGAAAAACCGAAGUGACCUUGAAACAGAACCUCAUAAAAAGAAUGGUUUAUCUUGGAUAAAACCCGGAACAACACAGACAUUCUCUCAGGAAGAGGUUAACACUGCUAGGUGAAAUGUUUGUACAGAAUAAAGUGACAAAUACUGACAUAUUUGCAGGCACAAUUUUCACUUAAUGUUAAAAUUGAGAUGACCCAGUUCGGAAGGAAAUACCAAAUACAAGUGAUGGAUAUUUUUACCUUGCCAACCUGUGACAGUAACUCAUCAGUGAUUAUUAAGUGUUUUGUGUUGUGAGAGAAUAAUAUAAUAUAUUGUGCUAAAAAAUGAUAAAAACAGUUUGAGGGUUAACGUUACACAGAUACCUAUGAAAAUGCUUAUAUGCAAUACCUGCGAAUGGCUUUUGUAUUAGUCGGGAAGAAAUCCCAUGUUUAAACAUAUCAUUGAAAUGAGAUUAUGUAUAUAUUUCAGUGAUAUUUAUCCUAUAUUUAUACUUUUUGGAGGAUUAGUUGUCAUUGUAAAAGGAUCAGUUUUGACUGCUUUUUCAAGCUUCUUUACAUAUUCAUGGAAUAUUAUCUUGAGAACAUUUUUCUCCAAAUUAUUUUAGGCCAUUGUUUAAUGUUAAAAACGCAUUAUUAGGAGCUUUUUGUUUCCUCUUAUUCUCCUGCUUAUGUACCUUGUAAUAUGCAGGGAUUGAUUUGAGUAUAAAUGAUGUUUCAAUAUAAUAAUGAGCCGUGUCAUGACAAAACCAACAUAAUGGGUUUGCGACCAGCAUGGAUGCAGAC
Messenger RNA from Ruditapes philippinarum (Manila clam), 2182 nucleotides. Its product is annotated as AKT-interacting protein-like. The transcript has 11 exons. The record is from RefSeq and is a predicted model, not a curated record. Lineage: Eukaryota; Metazoa; Mollusca; Bivalvia; Venerida; Veneridae. The coding region runs from base 559 to 1515 and encodes 318 amino acids.